This is a messenger RNA of Olea europaea var. sylvestris, 1469 nucleotides long. Its product is annotated as glutamine synthetase nodule isozyme. The transcript is spliced from 13 exons. NCBI's taxonomy places the organism in Eukaryota, Viridiplantae, Streptophyta, Magnoliopsida, Lamiales, Oleaceae. Bases 123 to 1193 code for a protein of 356 amino acids. Gene Ontology annotation, cellular component: cytoplasm. The record is from RefSeq and is a predicted model, not a curated record. Gene Ontology annotation, molecular function: glutamine synthetase activity.
GUUACAAAUAGACGUAAAAAUUGCAGAGUUUUUCUCUCGUCCACUCUCCAUCUCUCCUCAUAAAAGCCAGUCUCCACCGGUUGAGAUUACAGAAAGAAAAUAAUCAGUUGAAAUCCUGCAAAAUGUCACUUCUUUCAGAUCUCAUUAAUCUCAAUCUCUCCGACACUACUGAGAAGAUUAUUGCUGAAUACAUAUGGAUCGGUGGCUCUGGUAUGGACCUCAGAAGCAAAGCAAGGACACUUUCUGGACCUGUUAAUGACCCUGCAAAGCUUCCGAAAUGGAACUAUGAUGGGUCGAGCACAGGCCAAGCGCCUGGAGAAGACAGCGAAGUCAUUCUAUACCCUCAGGCAAUUUUCAGAGAUCCAUUCAGGAGGGGGAAUAACAUAUUGGUCAUGUGUGAUGCUUACACCCCAGCUGGUGAGCCGAUUUCAACUAACAAAAGGCACAGUGCAGCCCAAAUAUUCAGCCAUCCUGAUGUUGUUGCCGAAGAACCAUGGUACGGCAUCGAACAAGAAUACACCUUAUUGCAAAAGGAUGUUAACUGGCCUAUGGGAUGGCCUACUGGAGGUUAUCCUGGACCUCAAGGUCCAUAUUACUGUGGAGUUGGAGCUGACAAAGCCUUUGGACGUGAUAUCGUAGAUUCACAUUACAAGGCAUGUCUUUAUGCUGGAAUCAACAUAAGUGGCGUCAACGGUGAAGUGAUGCCGGGCCAGUGGGAAUUUCAAGUUGGACCUGCUGUUGGCAUCUCAGCUGGUGAUGAGUUGUGGGUAGCUCGUUACAUCCUCGAGAGGAUCACCGAGAUUGCUGGGGUCGUAUUAUCAUUCGACCCCAAACCUAUCCAGGGCGACUGGAACGGAGCUGGUGCUCACACCAACUACAGCACCAAGUCUAUGAGAAAUGAUGGAGGCUUUGAAGUUAUAAAGAAGGCAAUUGAAAAGCUUGGACUUAGACACAAAGAGCAUAUUUCUGCAUACGGUGAAGGCAAUGAGCGUCGUCUCACUGGAAAACACGAAACUGCUGACAUAAACACCUUCAAAUGGGGGGUCGCAAACCGAGGAGCAUCGGUCCGUGUAGGUCGAGACACGGAGAAAGCAGGAAAGGGAUACUUUGAGGACAGGAGGCCUGCUUCAAAUAUGGACCCUUAUGUUGUUACUUCAAUGAUUGCACAAACCACCAUCCUCAUGAAGAAUUGAGAGAAAUUCAUUUGUCUAAACGUUGGAUUUUCUCUCAGUAGGGUUUUCGUCGUUUAUAUUUCUUGCUGCAAAGGUUGAGAUCAUCGCUCUCGUCUUAUGUUAAGUGUCUAUUUAAUAACAAGCACGAAAGGGUCGAUUUUCGCCGUCGGAAAAUGAAUAUCUUAUCUAAUCGUGCAUCCUUCUACUGCAAUGUUUAUGGAUUUUAUGAAUGGCCUCAGACAAUUUGUAAUCUUUCGUGUUCUGUCCAGUAACAGAAAUGAGACCUAGAGCAUUAGG